AUGUUCCUCUUUGCCCAAGAGACCAAGACCCCCGUGAGCACCUACACGGACUCCUACCGGCCGCCCAACUCCGUGAAGAAGACUUUCCAGGAGCCCCCGUCGCUGCUCUGGAAGGAGAACAAGUUUGUGACCAAGGGAUUAGCGAUGCCGCCGGUGCCGAGUGCCGGGAGCCCCGGGCAGCAGGAGAGGCUGCUGACGGCCGCGGCGCAGGAGCUGGCCUACAGGAACGCCGUGGAGCCCAGCGCCUACCAGCCCGAGAAGUACUGGGUGACCCGGCAGGAAGAGAGGUACAACCCGGUCUUUGUCAACGAGGACAGGUACGUGACGUGGCGAACGUCCCCUUACAACAGCGCGGCCUGGAAUAAAUACACCACCUACCUCCCGCGGCUGCCCAAGGAGGCGAAGAUGGAGGCGCUGCUGGAGAGCGCGGCCCGGCCCGAGCACCUCCACCGCUGCGAGAGGGAGGUGGCCGACAUGCUGGGCAGCCUCCGGCGGGCCCCGCCGCCCGCCGCGCCGCACGUGUACGCGGCGGCCGCGCGCAGGCCCUACCAGGGCUACUUCAGCCCCUGCUCCGGGCGCCACUACUGCCUGCGCGGCAUGGACUACUACGGCGACGUGGGGCGCCCCGACACCGGCCGGCACCUGCACCCGCUGGCCGAGAGGGCUGUAAGGUGGGACUCGAGUCACUUCAAGAAGGCCGGAGGAGUCCAGAGAGGCACCUUCACCAUCCACCCUGAAUUUGUGUCCGAGUCCUGCUCUGCUCCCUGGGGCUACUGA
Messenger RNA from Nothoprocta perdicaria, 777 nucleotides. It is a transcript of the gene SPMIP6, whose product is annotated as chromosome unknown C9orf24 homolog. Gene Ontology annotation, molecular function: alpha-tubulin binding. Bases 1 to 777 code for a protein of 258 amino acids. Lineage: Eukaryota; Metazoa; Chordata; Aves; Tinamiformes; Tinamidae. The record is from RefSeq and is a predicted model, not a curated record. Gene Ontology annotation, cellular component: manchette; perinuclear region of cytoplasm. The transcript has 6 exons.